UUUGCGGUCAGUUUAGUUGUUGGUCGCACUUUAGUUGAGUUGUGUUGCCGUUCUGUUCAGUUUAUCGUGUGCACUGAUACGAGCUGGUAUCGCGCAUCUCCUCGCCAUUACUAAAGGAAUGUUCGCGGUAAGAAAACGUGAAUAAACACGCCGGUACGACUUUUUCCUGUCCAACAUCGAGCAAUUCACUUUUUGUUGGGGGAUCGUUCGUUCGUUCGCUCUGGUGUCGAUUAAUGAAAACGUGACGUUUUGCUCAUCAGAUGUGUGAGAGAUGGCGCGCGUUUGUCUGGUCUGAAAAACCGAAAAAAAAACAGAACAAAAAAAUAAAUAAAUAAAUGAAACGAAAUAAAAAAUGAAUUCAAGUGUUGUGACUUUUGGUUGCCCUAUAAAAAAUGAAACUGAAUUUACCCUAAAAAGGACCAGACCAAAUCAAACAUUGUGUUCAUAAUCUAAGCUCAAAACAAAAAACAAAACCAAAAAAACAAAACAAAAAAGUGAAAAGAAAGAGAAAAACAUUUAACAAAAUUCGAAAUUCUGGAAAAAACGGGGAAAACUUCACUUCAUACCUUUUUCCCCAACGCGGUGUGGCGUAGCUACCGAAGACAGAGACCCAACAUUUUCACAGCACAUCUGUGGUCCGAAUACAAAUGACAACAAGUACAACGCAUAAACCUCCAAAGAAGAGAUUUAACGUUCAACCCAUCGUCAGCGAGAGCAUCAACAGGGCCCUUUGUCCCAGGAAAUUUGUGGCGAAGCAGAAAAGCUAUACCUUUAAGCGUUUGAAUCACGAACCAACAAUAGCCCCGGUACCAGUGUCAACAACAACAUCUAUACGAAUUAUACAGCUACAACUACAACAACAAUUGCUGCACAGUAACUACGCUGAUAAGUGGCGAUUUGCUAGUGUCCGUUUCGGCAGUCCUAGAAAAGGGCAGACAGUGAGGUGCCAAAAGUCAUUGGUGGACAAGUGAGGCAGCCCCUUCUCACCUUAACUCCAAAGAGUUUCAAUAUUUAACAACAACAAAACUACUCUCCAGGGCAAUAACAUUUUGGAUCACUUGAGUUUGUCCAAAGCCAUAGUUAGUUGUUGUUGUUGCCGUUUUCUGCCGAAAUACUCACGGUCACCAAGGUUGUUUGGCCAUAAACUUAUAACCAACCGGUUAAGGAUUUGUUUUUUUAAAACCACCAAAGAGGUGAUAUCCACCCACAAUCAGAGAGAGAGAGAGAGAGAGAGAGAGAGAGAGAGAGAGAGAGAGAGAGAGAAGAGAAGAACAGCAGAGCUAGAAAGAAAAUCUCCCAACAAAGAUUUGGAUCACCUUCUUGGCUUUGCCUUUUUUUGAGGUCGCUUUUACCAGCCAAGUUUGUUGCUCUGUUGUUGGCCAGCGGUUUCUUUCUCCUGCCAUUUCCAGUUGUAAACGUGUUUCUGUUUCUGGCCAUAUUCAAUCCAACCGAUAUUGAGGUUUAAUAACCAACUUUGUUGUUUGCGGUCGUUCGUUCCGUCGGUUGGUUGCCUUGUCAAUCGUCGUUGCCGUUGCAGUUUUUGUUUUCGGUUUUGUUGCCGUUGUUGUUGUUUUUUUCUUUUACUGAAAACUGGAUUUUCCAUCAGAUGUUCUCAAUGGUUGAUUGUUAUGCAGAUAUGGGACAAAUCGGACAAGAUUGUCCCGUUCGUGAAUACAACAUGGAUGACCUGGAACUAGAUCAGGUGACAAAGGUCAUUAGCUAUCAUCCACGUUUCCUGGAUCAUUUUUUGAAGACUCAAAAUUUCAUUAUGAACGGCGAUGGGCCGCUGCCGUACGACUAUCGUUAUUAUUUGGCCAUAAUUGCUGCCGCCCGUCACCAAUGCCCGUAUCUGGUGAAAAUGUACGAAAAGGAAUUCAUUAACCAGGGCGGCAAUCCGGAUUGGUUGAAUGGCCUGGACUUUAUACCGCCAAAACUACGUGCCAUAUAUGAGAUCAAUAAAAUUCUGGCCCAUCGGCCGUGGCUGCUGCGCAAGGAGCACAUAGAGAGUUUGACUCGCGGCAAGAACAGUUGGUCUCUGUCGGAAGUUGUCCAUGCCAUGGUUCUGUUAUCGCAUUUUCAUUCGUUGUCGUCGUUUGUGUUCUCCUGCGGUCUGACACAAAAACUCGAUGGCCUAUCUAGUCCCAAACUGAAGACACCACCCACCGUUGCCGCCAUCACCAGUGGCCACAAUUCUGUGACGGGUUCGUCUGCUGUUGCCGAUGGAAAUUCGUUAAUGCAUUCAGCAGUGGCAGCUGGGAUGGCCGGGGCGGGCUCUCUGCCACAAUAUCAACCACAAAAGACUGUUUUAAGUGAAAUCACACUAAACAACAACAACCACACCAAUAAUAACAACAACAACAGCAGCAGCAACAGCAUCGAUCAUCAUAAUCAUCAGCUGUAUUGCAACAACAAUGCCCAAAGCAUUGCGGAAAGUUUGACAAAUUCUGGCGGUGUUACAGGUGUUGUUGCCGCUGUCACUGCGGCAGCCUUCGCCUCCUCAGCCAAUGCUGCAGCGGUUCUAAAUAAAAUCAAUGCUCAACCCAGUGCCACAGUGGAAGUUUUAAUGGAACGCAUGAAGGUGCUCUCGCAAAAGCAGGACGAGUGCAGUGAAGCUGAACUGAGUAAUCGUUUUAAAAAUGUGGAAAUGCAAACGGCAGAGUUGCCGGCAGCAGCAACGGUUACACCCGCUGAAAUACCGCCCGUCAUCUCGCACUACAUUGAAGAUCCCAAUUUCCAAUAUCAAGACUUUGCCCGGCGGGGUGCUGAAAAUAUUCCCAAUACCUUUCGUAUACAGGAUUAUUCGUGGGAUGAUCAUGGCUAUUCGCUGGUUAAUGAUCUCUACGAAGAUGUGGGAACACUGCUGGAUCAACGUUUCCGUUGUGCCUACAAUCUAACCUAUUUCACAAUGGGCGGUGUCAAAAAUGUCGACACAUCGAAAUUUCGUCGUGCCAUUUGGAAUUAUAUCCAGUGUAUUUAUGGUAUACGUCACGAUGACUACGAUUAUGGUGAGGUUAAUCAGCUUUUGGAUCGUCCCUUGAAAAUGUUUAUCAAGACCGCUUGCUGUUUUCCGGAGAGAAUAACAACAAAGGAUUAUGAUAGCAUUUUGGUUGAACUGCAGGACAGUGAAAAGGUCCAUGUUAAUUUAAUGGUAAUGGAAGCUCGCAAUCAGGCCGAGCUACUUUAUGCUUUACGCGAAAUUAUGCGCUACAGGACAUGAUCUCAUUAAUAAACAAAAAACAAAUGAACAUAAA
This is a messenger RNA of Musca domestica (house fly), 3251 nucleotides long. Its product is annotated as sestrin homolog. Gene Ontology annotation, molecular function: oxidoreductase activity, acting on peroxide as acceptor; L-leucine binding. The record is from RefSeq and is a predicted model, not a curated record. Gene Ontology annotation, biological process: cellular response to L-leucine; negative regulation of TORC1 signaling; regulation of response to reactive oxygen species. Gene Ontology annotation, cellular component: nucleus. Bases 1607 to 3217 code for a protein of 536 amino acids. The transcript has 9 exons. NCBI's taxonomy places the organism in Eukaryota, Metazoa, Arthropoda, Insecta, Diptera, Muscidae.